ACGAAACUAAGAAAAUAUAAAAGCAACUAAACGACUAUUACGAAGUGAAAAGUAUAUUAAGGAUAUUAAGGAGUAAAUUGUGAUAAGUUUUAGUGGCACUGAGUGCGAUAAGCAGAAUAUUAUACCACAAAAGCACGUAUUCGACAGCAAAUAGAGCAAUUCCUCUUCACUGUCGUCAUCAUUAUCAACAAUCGCAGCGGCACUUGAAUUACACUGCAGUCAACGGCAGUAGACGUCAUUAUUUAACUUCUUGCAGACCAACUGAAACAGCGCCAUUGGAAGCAUUUGACUGCACCUACAACACUUACCGUUUGGUUGGCAUUUUGCCAUAUUAACGGCGGAAAUGAUGAUAGUACCGUGUUGUAGUUGUUGCUGCUGUUGCUACUGCUAUAUCUAAAGGUACUAUAUCAACUGAGCGCAUUAAGCGCAUUGGCCAACUUACAAAAUAGCAAACACAAAAAAAAACAAUUCAAAGAAUUUUUUUCGCCCCGGGAUUUGGUAGUCUGUACGCGUGCUGAGUGGCUGGCUACUGCCAGUGCUAUUGCAGCAGUGAUGCGGGGCCACAAACUGGCACGCAGUUUCUGCGAAACGUGGCUGCUCUUGGUGAUUGUGAUGAGCG
Teleopsis dalmanni is the source of this 619-nucleotide messenger RNA. RefSeq lists its product as uncharacterized. The record is from RefSeq and is a predicted model, not a curated record. NCBI's taxonomy places the organism in Eukaryota, Metazoa, Arthropoda, Insecta, Diptera, Diopsidae. Gene Ontology annotation, cellular component: neuron projection membrane. Gene Ontology annotation, biological process: synapse organization.